This is a messenger RNA of Trametes versicolor FP-101664 SS1, 1423 nucleotides long. RefSeq lists its product as uncharacterized. The coding region runs from base 80 to 1315 and encodes 411 amino acids. The record is from RefSeq and is a predicted model, not a curated record. The transcript has 6 exons. NCBI's taxonomy places the organism in Eukaryota, Fungi, Basidiomycota, Agaricomycetes, Polyporales, Polyporaceae.
CACCCUCACGAAUUCGCGCUCAGUCGCUUCCUUGCUAUUCUCACGACACUCUUUCCUUUUCUAUUCUUCACGAGACAUCAUGCGUUUCUCCAGCUUUGCCAUCAUCUCCUCCUCUCUUGCGGUGCUCGUCGCAGCCGGCCCUAUUGUCGACAAGCGGGCUUCCUUCACCCUGCAAAACGGCAAGGACGCACAGAAACUCAACGCCAAGUUCUCGUCGUUGAGCGCAAGCUCAGCAUGCCAGUCCGGCGAGGUCGCCUGCAUCAAGGGCGCCUUCGCGCAAUGUGUCAACAACAAAUUCGUCACCACCCCGUGCUCUGGUGGGUUGACAUGCGUUGCACUACCGCUGGUUAACAGCCCAGGCACCAGCAUCACUUGUGAUACCGAGCAAGAUGCCGCUGACCGCAUUGCUCGCACUGGGGCAUCAGGUGGCCUCCGCGGUCGGGAUCUCGAGUCUCGAGCAGCGUUCACGUUGCAGAACGGCAGGGAUGCACAGGCGUUGAACAGGAAGUUCCAGUCGCUCAACGCGAACUCGGCAUGCCAAGAGGGCGAGAACGCGUGCGUCAACGGCGGCUUCGCGCAGUGCGUUGCGGGCAAGUUCGUGACCUUCCCAUGCAACACGGGCUUGACCUGCUUCGCGCUGCCCUUGGUCCUUUCCCCCGGUACCAGCCUGGUCUGCGACACUCAAGCGGAUGCUCAGGCUCGCAUUGCCGCGACAGGAGCGGGUGGGAUAUUUGGCCGCGACGAACCGGAAUUGGAAGCUCGCGCUGCGAAGGCUCCCGCCGCUUGCAAGGCGAAGAAGCGGGAAGACUUCACCGAACGGUCCGAGGAUGCGCCCCUCGUGCGCCGCAUUGCGCAGACGGACCUCGGAGCGGUCGCGCAGAGCUGGCAGAACCUGUGCUUGAAGAGCGGCGGCGACCUCCAGACCGGCGACCCCUGCGUGCAGCUCGCGGGCAUCAACGGCAUCAACGCCCUGCUCGCAAACGCGGACCCGUGCGCUCAGCAGGACAACGCGGACGCGAUGAUCAAGUUCGCGAAGUCGAAGGGCAUCAAGAACAAGCAGGCGCUCAUCGACAACGCGAUCUCUUACGCAAGGCACCCGCGCAACGCGCUGAACAUCAACGGCGUCGUGCCCAGCACGCCGUUCUGCCAGCGUGCGCCCAAGAACGCCGAGCUCAAGGGUGUCGUGCGCGCGCAGCUCAACGGCGUCGACCCCGGUCUCUUUGGUGCCCCCAACAUCGCGAUCUUCCCCUUCGGCCAAGCCGGCUCCUGCCCCUUCGGCAAGACCCCCAACACCUCGACUUGCACUUGCAAGUAGAUAUGACAAAGCUUUUUACGCAUCUCUUAGGAUAUGAGGGUUAUGAGGUAGCAUAGGAAUCAUGUGUACAGCCAAACAAUACAUGUCUUCGAGUGCUCGAUUGUGCCA